UCUGAGCUCUUCACAAUAGCGGCCUCCGUGAUCUGCAAUGUGGGCUCCCUGUUCCGGUCUUUUCCAACAUCAACAUGGGUCCGAAGGCAAAGAAACCCGCAGCGAAGACUGUGGCAAAGAAGGAUGAAAAGUCUGCAGCACCUGCUAAGGCUGACUCCGGUGUGGUCAAGGCAAAGGAAAAGGCUCUGAGAGCUAAGAAGUCCGUAGUCCGUGGCCGUCAUGACAAAAAGAGCCGCAAAGUCAGAACUUCCGUUCAGUUCAGACGGCCCAAAACAAUGAAGCUCCCAAGGAAUCCCAAGUAUCCUCGCAAGAGUGUGAACAGGACUAACAAGCUUGACCAAUACUGCUUGAUCAAGUACCCCCUCACCACUGAGUCUGCUAUGAAGAAGAUUGAGGACAACAACACUCUGGUAUUCAUCGUUGACAAGAGAGCCAACAAGCCAAUGAUCAAGAUGGCUGUGAAGAAGCUGUACGACAUUGAGGUUGCAAAAGUCAACACUCUCAUCAGACCUGACUGUGAGAAGAAAGCAUACGUACGACUAGCUUCCGAUUAUGAUGCCUUGGACGUUGCCAACAAGAUUGGCAUCAUCUAAAUUGAGACUGUUCCAAUAAAUUUAUGUCACAGUACA
This is a messenger RNA of Aplysia californica (California sea hare), 629 nucleotides long. Its product is annotated as 60S ribosomal protein L23a. The record is from RefSeq and is a predicted model, not a curated record. The transcript is spliced from 5 exons. Gene Ontology annotation, cellular component: ribosome; cytosolic large ribosomal subunit. NCBI's taxonomy places the organism in Eukaryota, Metazoa, Mollusca, Gastropoda, Aplysiida, Aplysiidae. The coding region runs from base 75 to 593 and encodes 172 amino acids. Gene Ontology annotation, biological process: translation; ribosomal large subunit assembly. Gene Ontology annotation, molecular function: rRNA binding; structural constituent of ribosome.